UUUAGAGGUAAACCAAAGGUGUUGAGUAAAUCUAAAUUUAUUAAAGGCUUUAGUAGAUUUAUAUUAAGCAAACGCCGCGGGCGAAGUAUUUGCAUUAAAAGAAAUUAUUCUUGUUUUUACAUAAAAAAUUGUAAAAUACUCGUCAACUCGGGGAAGGGGUUGACUAGAUUUAAUUUAUAAUCAAACACAAAACGAACGAAAAACUUCGUGUCGUUUGUAACGAAAAACCAAAUACUACUCUUACACCAUGGAUGCAUUCUGCGGGUCAGAAUUUUGGAAUGUAAACAUCACCUGGAAUACUGAAGAACCUGAUUUCACACUAUGUUUCGAACAGACAAUCCUUGUUUGGAUUCCAUGCGCCUUUCUAUGGAUAUUUAUGUUCCUCGAACUUUAUUACCUUCGUGCAAGUUUAGAUAAAAAUAUACCCUGGAAUUUUAAAAACAUCUCGAAAGUAGUUCUUCAUGUUGCUCUAAUUGCACUUUGUAUUACUGAUUUCGUCAGGGCUCUUAUACUAAGUGGAUCUACACCGGAAAUAAUUUAUCCAAUAGAUAUCUGGGGACCUGUGAUUAAAUUUUGUACCUUUAUAGUUGCAUCGCUUCUGGUUUUGUUGAACCGAAGAUAUGGUGUCCAGACAUCAGGAACUCUAUUUCUAUUCUGGUUCUUAUUGGUUCUUUUUGCAUUACCGGAAUUAAGAACAGAAAUACGUGAGCAUAAUGAUCGUCAGGACAGCAGUUUAGGUUACAAUGCCACGGCUGAAGAAAAUGCUUGGACUAAUUACAAAUUCUAUAGCUUCAUAGUCUACUUUGGAAUUUCCACAUUGAUCCUUCUUUUGAAUUGCGUAUCUGAUAAUAUGCCCAGGGAGACAAAAUACAAUAGAACAAAGAAAGAAACUCCAGAACUCUCUGCAGGCUUCCUAUCCCGAAUCACCUAUUCAUGGUUUGACAAAAUGGCCUGGAUGGGUUAUCGCAAACCCCUCGAAGAGAAAGAUCUCUGGGAGCUUCGUCCCCAGGAAAGUUCAAAGGAAAUCAUGCCAAUUUUUGCCCAACAUUGGAAUAAGAACGUUCGAACAAAAUACUUGGUUGAAAACCGUGAAUCCAAAGGUCAAUCCACGAUUGGAAAUGUAGCAUUUGAAAAUCCAAAUGGCUCUCAAACCAAAGACUUUGCUUCCAUCAUGCCACCACUUUAUAGAUCUUUUGGUGGAAUAUUCCUCUUUGGGUCGCUCUUGAAAUUGAUCGCCGAUCUUCUUACAUUUGCUUCGCCACAAAUUUUGUCCUAUGUAAUUGCUUUUGUUGAAAACAAAUCCGAUGACACCCAAGAACUUGAACCUGAAUGGAAGGGAAUAUUCUACUCGAUUCUUCUAUUCCUUUGCGCAGGACUUCAAACUUUUGUCAAUGCUCAAUACUUCCAUAAGAUGUACAUUGUGGGAAUGAGAGUUCGGACGGCCUUGGUGAAUGCCAUCUACCGGAAGGCUCUUAUCAUUUCAAACGCUGCCAAAAAAGAAUCAACUGCUGGAGAAAUUGUCAAUUUGAUGUCUGUCGAUGCUCAGCGUUUUAUGGAAUUAGUGACUUAUAUAAGUUUGAUUUGGUCUGCUCCGCUACAAAUUGCCUUGGCACUCUAUUUCCUAUGGCAAUAUCUCGGAAUAUCCGUUCUGUCUGGUUUGGCUGUUAUGAUAAUCAUGAUUCCCAUCAAUGGAGUCAUUUCGAAUCGUAUUAAGAUCCUUCAGGAGAAACAGAUGCAGUACAAGGAUGAUCGUGUGAAGCUGAUGAAUGAAGUUUUGGGGGGAAUUAAGGUAUUGAAAUUGUAUGCUUGGGAACCAAGUUUCGAGGACCAGAUUGGUGAUCUUCGCAACAAAGAAAUAGCCACAUUGAAGGCAUCAGCUUACUUAAAUGCUGGAACCUCAUUCUUAUGGUCAUGUGCUCCAUUUUUGGUUUCUCUUGUGACAUUCGCUACUUACGUUUUAAUUGAUGAAAAUAAUGUACUAGAUGCUUCAACAGCUUUCGUAUCAUUAUCGUUAUUCAACAUUAUGCGGUUUCCUUUAGCUAUGUUGCCAAUGUUGGUAACCAACUUAGUUCAGACUCAAGUAUCAAUUAAACGUAUUAACAAAUUCUUGAAUAGCGAAGAACUUGACCCGAAUUGUGUUUCACAUGAUAGAGGAGCAAGUUGCCCAAUGUUAAUUGAAAAUGGUACAUUUACUUGGGGUGACAAGAACCCCGUUCUGCGGGACAUCAGCAUGGAAGUCAAAAAACUAUCAUUAGUUGCUAUUGUUGGAACAGUUGGCUCUGGUAAGAGUUCUCUAAUAUCAGCACUUUUGGGAGAAAUGGAUAAAUUACAAGGUCGAGUAAAUGUUGUUGGAACAGUAGCUUAUGUUCCACAGCAGGCUUGGAUGCAAAACGCGACAUUACGUGAUAAUAUUCUCUUUGGGAAACCAUAUGACAGUAAAAAAUAUCAUCGUGUUAUUGAGGCGUGUGCUUUGAAAUCAGACAUUCAAAUGCUAUCGGCUGGAGAUCAGACAGAAAUCGGUGAGAAGGGAAUUAAUUUGUCAGGUGGACAGAAGCAGAGAAUUUCGCUGGCUAGAGCAGUGUACAGUGAUGCUGAUUUAUAUUUGUUGGAUGAUCCUUUGAGUGCUGUUGACUCACAUGUGGGAAAACAUAUUUUCGAAAACGUCAUCGGACCAACUGGAAUAUUGGCUAAGAAGACUCGUGUCUUAGUAACCCACGCAAUAACUUAUUUACCUCAAGUAGAUAAUAUUUAUGUCAUGAAAGGUGGUGAAAUCAGUGAAGAUGGAACAUACUCUGAGCUGUUGAAUCAAAAGGGAGCAUUCUCAGAAUUCUUGAUUCAACAUCUUACCGAAAAUAAUUCUGCUAAUGAAGAUGUGGAAGAUAUUAAACAACAUCUAGAGAAGGGAAUUCCAUCCAAGGAGCUACAUGGUAAACUUGAACGUGCCAUAAGUCGAGUUAGAUCGGCAAGUGUUGUUUCAGAAACUUCGUCAAUAAAAUCAUUUGGAAGCAGUAAAGGAAGCUUACGACGACGACAUAUGAAACGUCAAGAAUCUGUAGCUUCUAUUAUUACAAAAGUAUCAGAUGUUGUUGCAGGCAAAGAUGAUGGUAAACUAAUCGAAGUGGAGAAAUCUGAAACUGGUGGUGUGAAUUUGGACGUCUAUAAAUAUUACAUUAAGAGUAUUGGAGUGAAAAUGUCAAUAGCAACGAUAGUUUUGAAUGCAGUUUUCCAAGCAUUAGCCGUUGGUUCGAACUUAUGGCUGACAGAAUGGUCAAACGAUAAGGAAGUUGCAACAAAUAAGGGACUACGAAAUAUGUAUUUAUCAGUUUAUGGAGCUUUUGGAUUGGUGCAAGUUGUGGUCGACUUUUUUGGAACAUUAACAUUGGCAUUAGGAUGUGUUUACUGUUCAAAGAUCUUACACGAGUUCUUAACGAAAAAUACAUUGAGAUUCCCUAUGGACUUCUUUGAUACAACUCCAUUGGGUCGUAUACUAAAUCGUUUCUCCAAAGAUAUUGAUACUGUUGACAAUGUGCUGCCGAUAAGUAUUCGUGUGAUGAUUAUUCAAUUCUUUGUUGUAAUUUCUACAAUUGUUGUCAUUUGCAUGUCAACGCCAAUAUUCAUAGUUGCAAUCAUUCCAAUGGCUAUAGUUUAUUGGUUUGCUCAGCGAUUUUAUGUUGCAACGUCAAGACAACUUAUGCGAUUGGAAUCCGUUACAAGAUCACCAAUUUAUUCACAUUUCAAUGAGACGAUUAGCGGGGUUUCAACAAUUCGAGCAUAUGAAGUUCAACGAAGAUUCAUUCAAGAAUCUGAUGAUCGUGUGGAUUUGAAUCAACUUUGCAAAUAUCCGAGUAUAAUUGCCAAUCGUUGGUUAGCCAUUCGAUUGGAAAUGAUUGGAAAUUUAAUCAUCCUCUUCGCUUCAUUAUUUGCCGUUCUUGGAAGUCAAACAAAUGCAGCUUUAGUCGGUUUGUCAGUGACGUAUUCCUUACAAAUCACCCAAAGUUUAAAUAUGUUGGUGCGUCUGACAUCUGAAAUUGAAUCGAAUGUAGUUGCAGUUGAACGUGUCAAAGAGUAUGGUGGAAUUCGACAAGAAGCACCAUGGGUUAUUGACAACGUUAAGACUCCAAAUGGAUGGCCUGAAGUAGGUCGUGUAGUUUUUGAAGACUACAUGGUUCGUUAUAGGGCUGGGCUAGAUCUGGUACUCAAGGGAGUGAACUUUGACAUAAGUGGUGGACAGAAAGUGGGAAUUGUUGGACGAACUGGAGCCGGAAAGUCCAGUUUGACACUAUGCUUAUUCAGAAUUAUUGAAGCCGCUGGUGGUCGUAUUACAAUUGACGGUGUUGACAUUUCGUCACUUGGUCUACACACUCUACGAUCCAGGUUGACAAUUAUUCCACAAGAUCCUGUUUUAUUCUCGGGAACAUUGCGCAUGAACUUGGAUCCAUAUAAAACAAGCAGUGACAAUGAUAUUUGGACAGCCCUCGAACUGUCCCAUUUGAAGUCAUUUGUGAAGGAUACUGCAGCUGGUUUGAAUUAUGAAAUUAAUGAAGGUGGUGAAAAUCUCUCAGUUGGCCAGAGACAAUUGGUUUGUUUGGCUAGAGCUUUGUUGAGAAAAACUAAAGUCUUAAUUCUGGAUGAAGCAACUGCUGCCGUCGAUUUGGAAACUGAUGAUUUAAUUCAGAAAACCAUUCGAUCUGAAUUCAAAGAAUGCACAGUUCUUACUAUUGCACAUCGUUUGAAUACAAUUAUUGAUUCUGAUAAGGUCAUAGUUUUGGAUAAAGGACAUAUUAUCGAAUUCGAUUCACCGUCGGCAUUGUUGGCAAAUAAAAAUUCAUCUUUCUACAGCAUGGCCAAAGAUGCAAAUUUAGUGUAAAUAUUAAAUUAAGUGAGGAUUAUUAAUGUUUAAUUAUGUAGUUGACAAAAGUUUAUGCAAGGCUAAGAGUUCUUUUUGUGUUUAAUUAAAUAUUAAUGUGUAAGAUAAAUGUAAAUAAAAAGUAUUUAUUUUUAUAAUAUU
This is a messenger RNA of Eupeodes corollae, 5008 nucleotides long. RefSeq names its product multidrug resistance-associated protein 1-like. The record is from RefSeq and is a predicted model, not a curated record. NCBI's taxonomy places the organism in Eukaryota, Metazoa, Arthropoda, Insecta, Diptera, Syrphidae. Gene Ontology annotation, biological process: transmembrane transport. Gene Ontology annotation, molecular function: ATP hydrolysis activity; ABC-type transporter activity; ATP binding. The transcript is spliced from 16 exons. Gene Ontology annotation, cellular component: membrane. The coding region runs from base 248 to 4867 and encodes 1539 amino acids.